AUGGAGGUUUGUUGUUCGUUUAAGACGAUAAUUGGUGGAAUAUGUGGUUCAGAUAGCCGAGAUAAAAAAGAAGUAGUGACAAUCAUUCCACUAGUUUCCUGUUCAAGAGAUAUAGCAAAACAUUUGGGAUCAUUGGCGUUUUCUGGACCGGAAAAUGAGGUAGAUUUGAUCUUGUCUCGAGCUGCGAUAUUUAAGAUACCACAGGAUAUAAACGACAUGACAAUAUGCCCAUUCCAUCGCGGGAAACUUGAUUUAGGAUGGACAAGAGGAGCUAGUAUAAGAUGCAGAGUUCCACCUGUUUUGUCACAGCACGGUAACAAAAAUAAGAAAAGUUGGCCCAAGGGUGAAAGAGGGUUGGGAAAAUAUGACUCCCUACAUGUGUUACGAAAGACUGGCGUGUUUAUUCAGUGUGGCUCAGGUAAGAAUUUUUUGUCAGAUUUUGAUGCAUAAUUAAAGGUGAUCUACAGUCCGUAUGUAAACAAAGCCUUUGUUUACAUUUUUGUGUCCAAAAUAUUGAGCUUUAUUCGACAACUAUUUAUAUUUUCAAGCUUCUAGAGUAUAAUAAAUGAUCAAGAAACAACAAUCAGGCUUUUCAAGAAUUCAAACAUAGUUAAACUGUUCGUAUCAUAAAAGUGGGCUCAUUUGCGCACAUGCGCAGAUCGGACUGUAGAUCACAUUUAAAUAGAUAUUAGAUAUGUACACGGUUUUAAUCGUCACAAAAUUUACAGUAAAAGUUCUGAAUUACAAAGUAAAGUGAUCACAUAAAAACUAAAUAAUUUAAAACUAGAAAAUACAUGCAUGCAUGCAGCAACCCUCGCCUUGCUCACAAAACCAUUGCAAAUUCCGAACAUGAAGUAUCUAAAGUAGUUGUCAUAUGGUAACACGAUAAUUUUUAAGAAUAUUCUUACAAAUGAAACAUUGCCUAAAAAUAUCACUUUUAAUUACAAAAUUAUCAAUUUACCAACAUAUAUAUGUUAGGUAUGUUAUUAUACGUAAUAUAAGCUUCAAUUUAAGGUAAAAUUCAACCACAAACGCUUCGCAAAAUGUUUUAAAGUGUUCUUUAUAAAACUAACUAAACUGCGUUUAUUAAUUAAAUGGCUUUAUCGAUAAACUUUGAGUUUGCAAUAAAAUGAUUUCAAAUUCUCGCAUGCAAAUAACUUUGCUUUCUUUUUUAUUUGAAAAUUCAAUAUAAUAAAAAAGGGAAUCAAUAUUAAAGACACACUGUCUGAAAUUAUAUACUGUCUUGUUUAGUUGUUUCAUAUACGCAAAGGCCGUCGGGUUUUAAAACCAUUAAAAAAUCAAUAUUUAAAACAAACUUACCUUCGUUAACGUCGGCUCCCUUCUUUUAGCCGAUUCUUUUGGCGUUUCUUUCUGAGAGCUUUUGAAAUUUACAAAAUCUUGCAAAAAUGCGAGCAAAAAUGAAAUAUAUUUGCAAGAAAUUUAUCAAUCAUCAAAUCAAGAAAUGUUUGCUAUUUCGCUGUCGUCAUGCAGUCGUUAUAGUGCAAACUUUAAAUUAGAUCAGUGUUCGCUAUUCAUGACAGUCCGCCAAAUAUUUUGAGAUCAGUGAGGAUGACCACCCACCGAAACAUCGUUGGUGAGCCACGCCCGCAAUAUUUGAUGAACCUUAGACUUCGCUAAUGCUUUCGUUUCCUCGGGUGUAAAUAGCCGGGGGGAAAUAGUACCCUCGCACGGCGCUUCGCGCCGUCGGCUCGGGGAUUACAACCCAAUUUAAUAAAAUGUAAUGAGCAGCACUUUUUUCCACAGGAGUAUGCAGAAAAUGUAGAGAUCUUUUGAAGAAUCUUCGCAGAGUAGAUGUCGAUGAACUAGAAAGUCAGUUGAAGCAAACAACAUUGGUAUGUCAAAUAGGAUAUGGUGAGAGGCAGCCAUGUUAUCGGCAGAUUAAUAAUUAAAAAUCCACAUACUGUAACGAACCUCUGUCUCUUAUAUUAGACACCCGUUUACACGAUGUCCGCAAAGUUUGAAAACGAAACGAAAUUCUUACUUUUAGUUCACACGAUACCGGUAUGAAAAAACAUGAAACCGUAACGAUAACCAUAAGAGUUUGAAACCGCAGCAAAAUUCUGCCGUCUCGGCACCGUGUGAACGCCUAACCCUAAGAGCUGUAUGUAAACAAGGUAAACAAGCAAUGAAGCUAUGAAGGUAAACUUCAAAUAAGAAAAAAACUCGAAACAGUUAUCGCACCAAACCGGAACGAAACUCUACGGGAUAAUUUUCUGCCGGCAGAGUUUCGUAGCGGCAUGGUGUGAACGAGCCAGAUACAGAUGUGCACCAACGGACGGACGGACGACGGACGAAUAGGUGUAUAGACGACCGAUGAGUCGAUCGAAGAAUAAGAGAAAUAACGGUAUCUCACAAUUUUUAGGAUGAUGAUGAUGAUGAUGAAGUAAUGUUCAAGACACCCAUGCACAAAACUAUCCCAGUUCCUCAAACACCUCUUGAUGUAAUGGAUUCAACGUUUUUUCCCCCCUCAGCAGUUUCUGAACUCUCACAGAUGGAAGACCCUAACACAACGCCUCGAGAAAGGCUGAAUGUGUUUCUUGCUUCUAGAGAUGUAAGCCCCAUAAGGACAGCGAUGAACACUUCAUGGCAUGCAGCGGCAGAUCGUACAAAAAGACACUAUUUACGUAAAGCUAGGCAAGUUAUUCACGCAACACUUGAAGAAAUCGCACCAGAAAAUUCUGAAGAGCUAUUAAGAGCCGUGCAAGAAGGAAGUAUGGGCGGAGAAAGUGACUUGGAUUCAACACUUUUGGAAGUCUUGGUCGAAUGUUACGAUAAUGCAAACUGUUGGAGCAGCCGCAGACAGAUACUGUCAAUCAUGGCUGACAAAGUCAGCUUUACAACGCUUCAAAAGUGGAUCCCUGGUAUAUCACGUUAUCGGUUUUCAAUUGCACGCCACCAUCGAUUGCUUCAUGGAAGAGGAUCUGAAGUUCCUCAACGUGACCUACGGCAAACACGAAUGAGGGCCUCACCUGAACAGCUGGAUCAUUUCUUAGCGUUCAUAACGAGUUCAAGAGCUAUCCAAGAUUUACCAUUUGGUGAAAAAACUCUAAAACUAUCUUCUGGUACUGAAAUCAAGAUCCCAAAUGUAAUAAGAACCUCAAUCCCAGAACAGAUCGUAAAGCAGUAUGAGCGCUAUUGCGCAGAAAUCGGAUACAGCUCCCCUCUAAGUCGAAGCAGCAAUCUAAGGAUACUGAAAGUGUGUUCAGCAUCGAUGCGCAAAUCGCUUCAAGGGCUCGACUAUUUCUCUGCUGAUGGGGCGAAGGCCUUUGAUGAUUUACAAGAAGUUGUCGAGAAGCUUGGAGAUCGCUACCAACGAGGAAUGUCAUGGUCGAAAGAAAUUUCAAAAAAGCUGAAGCUGGCAAAGCGCUACUUGAAAGGGGAUUAUAAGGUUAGUGACUAAUCUUCCUAAUCAAUCAAAUCAAAUCUUCUGUGAUCAAAGUGUAUGUUAAUCAAAAUAUUUGGUAGUGUAAAGGCCCGGUCACACUACACAACGAUAACGAUACGAUAAAUUGUAAACACGCGAUAAUUGUCAAAAAAAUUGUGUUAGUGUCCACACAACAACGAAAAUGAUAAAAUUAUCGUUAGACGAUAACGAUAACGAUUUUAAAAUCGCUCACCUGAGCGAUUUUUUUUUCAGUCGGACGAUAACGAUAAAUUUUUGACCAAUCAGCGCGCGUAUUCAAGUUAUCGUAUCGUUAUCGUUGUGUAGUGUGACCUGGGCUUAAGCCCCCAUUAAAGAAAGCGAUUGCUUUGAAAUUUUUUGAUCAAUGACUUUUUAAAAAUUUAAUCACAGAAAGCUUGGAAGUGUAAACCGAGCAUAGUUUGCAAUCCAGCAUGCAAAUUCGUCCGCCAUCAUAAUAAGCGCCAUAUUUUUCUUUCAGGUGCACAUAUCGUCUAGUUCAAGGAUUCCUGAUCAUUGUCGGCCCUAUGCCUUAAGCCAUGCCAGUGAUCCAGAUUAUUUGCAGUCCUGUAAGCAUAAACAUGAUCUAAUCUGCGACAGAUGCAAUCUGUUUCCUGCUGCUGUGCGCGAAAUGGAGUCAGUUUUGCACGAGGAUGAUAUACCCCUAGAAGAAAAAGAGGAAAUGAAGUUCAUAGUAACCCAGGCAAAGAAGAAUAUCGAAGCGUGGAAAGCCCAUUUACCACGAUCCGUCAACCAAGAUCAGGCUCGGUUAGAUAUUCUUGACAAACUGGAUGACAUUUCAGUACUCGUCAUCUUGGAUUGGGCAAUGCAAUUUAUUCCCAGAAGAUACCGAGAAAUCCAGGCCGACUGGUUCGGCAAAAGAGGUAUUUCUUGGCACAUCAGUGUAGCCAUGAGAAAGGUAGAUGGCAAACUACAAAACCUCACUCUUGUUCACGUGUUCGACAAAAGCAACCAGGACAGCUUGUAUGUGAUAGCAGUAAUAGAUGACGUCAUUUUCCAGUUAAAGCGCGCAAUGCCAGAACUGAUAUCUGUCAACUUUAGACAAGAUAAUGCCGCCUGCUAUCAUAGCUCAGCCACCGUAAUUGGAGUACAAAACCUCGCAAGAAAGCACAAAGUGGCCAUUC
Molecule: messenger RNA, 4566 nt
Organism: Paramuricea clavata
Lineage: Eukaryota; Metazoa; Cnidaria; Anthozoa; Malacalcyonacea; Plexauridae
Source: the annotation of a GenBank genome assembly